Sturnus vulgaris (Common starling) is the source of this 6894-nucleotide messenger RNA. It is a transcript of the gene VIPR2, whose product is annotated as vasoactive intestinal peptide receptor 2. Gene Ontology annotation, biological process: cell surface receptor signaling pathway; adenylate cyclase-modulating G protein-coupled receptor signaling pathway. Gene Ontology annotation, cellular component: plasma membrane. NCBI's taxonomy places the organism in Eukaryota, Metazoa, Chordata, Aves, Passeriformes, Sturnidae. Gene Ontology annotation, molecular function: vasoactive intestinal polypeptide receptor activity; peptide hormone binding; G protein-coupled peptide receptor activity. The record is from RefSeq and is a predicted model, not a curated record.
CGCUGCCCGCCUUCGAACGGGGCCCGCGGAGCGCCGCGGGGCAGCGCAGCGCGGCGGGGCCGGCACUGGGCGGGCAUGAGGAGCCUGCCGAUCCUCCUGCUCUCGCUCUGCUGGAGCCUGGGCCCGGUGAAUGGUGUCCAUCCAGAAUGCAGAUUUCAGCUGGAGAUUCACAAGGAGGAAACCAGGUGCAUGGAACUUCUAAAGAAUGCAAAGCCAGUGGACUACAAAGGAUGUGUUGGAGUUUGGGAUAACAUCACCUGUUGGCGUCCUGCGAAGAUUGGAGAGACUGUCACUGUCCCUUGUCCAAAAGUAUUUAGCCUUUUUUCUGGCAAACCAGGAAACAUUAGCAAAAAUUGUACGAGUAAUGGAUGGUCAGAUAUAUUUCCUGACAUCUUAAGUACUUGUGGAUAUAAUGACUAUGAAGACGAUUAUAAGGUCAACUUCUAUGUGAGGGUGAAAGCAAUUUAUACCCUUGGACACAGCGUAUCUCUGAUUGCUCUUACAACAGGAAGUAUAAUUCUUUGCCUUUUCAGAAAACUUCAUUGCACUCGGAACUACAUCCAUCUGAACCUGUUCCUCUCUUUCAUUCUAAGAGCAAUCUCUGUUUUAGUCAAGGAUGAUAUUCUCUAUUCCAGCUCCAACACAGCUCACUGUCCAGAGGAUCAAACUUCUUGGGUGGGCUGCAAGGCAAUUCUGGUGUUUUUCCAGUAUGGUGUUAUGGCAAACUUUUACUGGCUCUUAGUAGAAGGACUUUACCUCCACAUCCUCCUUGUGCUAAUAUUCUCCCCCAACAGACACUUCACGAUCUACCUGCUGAUAGGAUGGGGAAUUCCUACGAUAUUCAUUAUUACGUGGACAGUGACAAGGAUCAUUCUAGAGGACACUGGUUGCUGGGAUACAAAUGAGCAUGGUGGUCCCUGGUGGGUUAUACGAAUACCAAUUUUAAUUUCUAUUAUAGUGAAUUUUAUACUUUUCAUAAGCAUCAUAAGAAUCUUGCUGCAGAAGUUAAGAUCUCCAGAUGUUGGAGGAAAUGAUCAGUCACAGUACAAGAGACUUGCAAAAUCCACGUUGUUGCUUAUUCCAUUAUUUGGAGUUCACUACACAGUGUUUGCUCUAUUUCCUGACCGCAGUUCCAACAAUUAUAAAAUAAUCUUUGAGUUGUGUUUGGGAUCUUUUCAGGGGUUGAUUGUUGCAGUCCUGUAUUGUUUUUUGAACAGUGAAGUGCAGGGGGAGCUGAAAAGAAAGUGGAGGAGUUUGUGCUGGAAGCAGACAGCAGGCAGAGAUUACAGACUCCACAGCUCGUCCAUUUCUCGAAAUGGAUCAGAAAGUGUUUCCCAGCUCCACCGGAAUUCUAGAGCUCACUCAUUUAUGCAGACAGAGACCACCAUGAUAUAAAUGAGCUAGGUCCCCCAAAACAUGAAAAACUGUGGGAUAUAUCAUUCAUUAUGCAGCUUGAUGUGAUAUUUUUUAAAAUGUACAGUUUACUUCUUUGCUUUUCUACGUGUUGGUAUUUGGGGAAUUGGUUUGUGCAGCCACCCUGUUAAUAACAGAGAAGCCUGUAACAUGGAUGCUUUCUGUUUUGUUCAAAUGGUAUUCAUAUUGAUUCUGAUGUUCUCUUGCAGUUUACUAGCCAAAAAAACUCAAAAAUUCAUUUUCCAUAAAGGUCCCUUUACCUUCCAAAAUAGCUCCAAGACCCAUGCAGGGUAACCAGCUCAAUGCAGACUUCUUCAGCACGUGUAAGGAUUAAGAUGGAAAGCAAGAAAAUUUCUUACACUUUAUUUAUACUAAAGGAAACAUUGCCUUAAGGAUUAAGAAAUUCUUUGCUAAUUAUGGAAAAUAAAAUAAAAAAAAAACAAAACAAAAAACUAAGACCAUAAUUAACCACACUGGGAGUUCAGUGUGCUAAUCCAGGAAAUCAUGAACAUGAUUCACACAGAGAGGAAAAGGUAGUAUUUCUAGGCUAAUGGUAUAAAUUUCAGAGAUUACUUUCUUUCUGUUGUUACUUUCAGAAGUGCCUAGUUUCAUGUUUGGGUGCAGAGUGUAGGGCUGUCUUUAUGGUCCGUACAGAAAAAAACUACUAUAUUACUUUUGAAUAUAGUAGUUCUCAGUUGUUCUCUUCUGUUUAAAGUCAGAGAUUUGUGUUGAUCUUUCCUGAAGGAAGUUUCUGAAGAGGUAUCUUUUAGUGCUAAAGCAGCCUAGCAUAGGACAAACAGCCCUGGAUAGCACAUUGCACAUUGAAAAUAUCAUUUUUUACAGUAUUAUAUCAGUGAAAUCUGUCUCUAGGACCUACAUAUUUGACUGCAAAACACAAGGAGUAUUGCAGUGAAGUUACAACUCACAUUUAACUAAAAAUGUAAAUUCUUUUAGGUUUACUCAGCUUUAUAUCUAUCUGAAAUGAUUUGAAAUUUAGUCCUGACCAUGACUCCAGAAAAAAAAAUUAGACAGAAUCCCUAAAAAUUACCAUAAAAGGCAUAAAGAAGGAAUUUUCAACAAUGCCAAACCUCUUAUGUAGCCACUUAAAAAAAAAGGCAAAGAACUGACAGUCUUAUAAAAAUAUACAAAACAUUUCCACUCUUUAAAAGAAAUAAGCCCAGUAGUGUUCUCUUACCAUGUCAACGUUUAACCAUGUCCACCCUACAUCACAAGUGGGAAUAAUAUGUAUUUGCAUGAACACCUCCAUACAAACCACUGCCCUCAUAUUUCAGGUAACAGAUUUUAUGGAGCCAGCAGAAUCCAAGGUCCUUACUCUUGUCAGAUUAAAGGAAGAACGGCAGCAAGGGCAUCUCUUGGCAGACAUAUUUGUACAUCCUUGAAAGUAUUACCAGUACUGGGAAUAUUGUCAGCAGCUGUCACAGUGUCCCUACAAUUCUUGGUCUGAUUUAAUCCAGCUAUUUAUCAGUCAAACACAAUUUGUUUUAAUGGGAUUGCCAGGGAAGCACACAAAGUUUUGUCAGACCAAAGACAGAAAGGGCCCCGUGGUUCACAUGACUGCUGCAGAAUGUGGUGAAUGUUACAUGACACCAGUAGGUAUCAUUUGAGUUAAACAACAAUCACUCAGAGAAUUGUCACUUACAAAAAUUGAAUCUAAAGAAGCCAUUGAUCACUUCCAGAUCAUUCAUAAUGUUUUUUGCUUGGCAGAGUAACUGUGAGGUUCUGGAUGGAAGUGGGCUGCCCAAGGACAUUCCCAUGGGGUCUAAUGAUGUGCCCCUACACAUGUAUUUAAACUAAAUAUAUUCCUAAAGACUUCAGACUGAGGAAGCACUGCUAAAAUUUAGUAUGUUUCCUGGAUCUCUGGAAAAACUUAUCACAAGCUCCUAACUGUAAACAUAUGAAGACCCAAUGGAGCUUUGGGAGCUGCUUUUACAUCUAAAUUAAACACAUCUGUCCACAUUAGGAUUUUUUGUCUGCAGUGGCACUGGGACUGCUCAGUUCCCUGAGAUAUGAUGUGCAGAAUGUUCUUUUUUUCCCCUUAAUUUCUAGGGUAGAAAGGCACAUGUGACAAGCAUUCAAGUGUGCUCAUCUUUUUGCUCAAAUGAGGUUAUGUGAGCAAGUUGACACACAGACAGAAUGAUAGCACAGAAAUAGAUGUUUCAGGCAAUCAUUUCCAUCAGUCUGUUCUGCAUGAUACAUCACCAAUUAUGUGUGUUUAUAACACAUUGUAUCUUAGAGAAAACUGUCUUUGUUCUAAUUAGGUGAGCAUGGAAAAAAUCUGCAUUUUAAUUAUUCCUGGGUUAUUAAAAAGAAAAGCCUUAGUAAGAAAAUACAUUUUAUAUUGAAACAAACCAUCAUUGUUUCCUUUACAGAUGGUGCAGAUGCAUUUGGGCUUGGUUCUACUUUUCAUGUAGGGUGAAAUGCCACAAGAAAUUUGCAGUGAGAGAACAUAGAGGUAUCACUAACUUUGUAAAGGACAAUGUGGAUAUGCAAAGAAUGGCACACAGGAGAGAGAAGUGCUGUAUAUAUUUUUCUUUCAAACCAGUGAAAAGUACAGUACUUUGGAGAACUUUAUCCCUCUAUUAAUAAUAUAAAUGAAGAUAAUCUAGAUACGGUUUUGUGAGACAGUGUAACUUCAUAAUACUUUGUGCAAGCCUUAUCAUGGCAGUAAAGACACACAGGGUACUGCACUCACUUGUUUUUACUCCCAGAAAAUUUCUGAUUUCCAAAUAUUUUUUUGCAAAGUCACAGCACCAACCCUAUCAUCACCAGUUUGGCUUUCAGCUGCCUUUUCAUGGACAGAUAUACAUGAUAUAAAAAUGUCUGUAAAAGGUGCAGAACAGUUUGACAAAUGUAGAACUUGAUCAAUGUUUUUCAUCUUUACAACACCCAGAACAAGACAGCUUCUCAUGGCUUUGGCUUUCAUUGCAUUUUGCUGAGGAGUGUGGGAUUAAAUGCUCUUGCUCUGUGCUGUGGUGACUCUAAAGGACAAUGGAAUGAAAAAUCACUUGGCCUUCUGUCAUCCCUAAUCCCAGUUCUCACUCAGUCCUAGCAGCAUCAGGGGAGGAAGGAGAGGCUGCAAGACAAGGGUGACCUUUCCCUGCACCUCCCUUUCUUUAUUACUUUAAUGCCUUUUCCCCUUUAGUUGCAUCAGGGUCCAAACUGAGUUGUAAAGUCUUCAAGGCAGGAAACCUGGGGUUUUUUGUCCAUGCCCACUAAAAAGCCAGUAGCACAGCUUGUAUUUACUGAACAAGAAUGGUAAUAGAGCUCACUACCAGCACCAUGUUUGAUUGUUGUGUUUUACCUCCCGUGGAAGCACCAUUAAUUUUGAAUGAUUUCUGUCAGCAUUACCUGCUGCUGAUGCCUGAGGAGCACAGUGACAGCUUGCUCUCCACUUACUAACCACAAUUACAAAAUAUACAUGGACACUGACUUAAAUUUUCCUCUGCAGAGUCGAUUUCAGCUGGGUGCUUGAUAAAUCCAGGUGAAAUUCUUCUGUCCUGGUUUUGGUGUCUAAAAGCUGCAUGUUUGUCUCUGAGCUAAAGACACUUUUAAAGUGCCUUCACAGUCUUCAUAGAGAAAUAGGCACUAAUUGAAGAUGACUCUUUCCAUGUUCAGCUGGGCAUCUAAGGCAGGUAAGCUGGACCUAGUUUUCUCUGAACUUACUAUAAAAUGAGCCAGGGGAAGCUAGUACUUAGAUUUCUCACUCCAUAGACAGAGUCAGGUAAGAUGUAUCCCUCCAGAAGAGAUCAUUAAACUGUCUGGGUAAUAUUACACAGAUACUCCUUUUUAAGCCAAUUACCUUAGGUUGGCCAAACUUAUCCUCCAAGAAAUGUGCAGUGUAAUUCAAAAGCCCAGGCAGUGCAGGUUCCACAAUUCAUUUGGUUGUACUGGGUAAGCUGCACCCAUGGUUUCCAACAUUUGGGUUCCAACAUUUGGUCAGGUGUCCCUGCCUGCCAUGAUAAGGCCCACAGCCUUAUGUCCCAUUUUGAUUUGCCUGGCCUCAGCUACAAAAAAAUAUUUAUUGUUUUGGGUUAGGUGUUUGGCCUUUUUGCCUUUUGUAGGGGGGCCAUAUGAUUAAAAAUAGUGCUUUACAGUACCCAAAAUUUUCUUUAUGUUUUACUGCAGGUAGCCAGCUGAGGAAUACCCAGUCUAAGCUUGUUAUGGGACUGUACUGUAGCAGUAAUAGAUAAUCGGUGGCAAAUAGCAUUACAAAAAACUUUCUACAGUCAAGCUGGAGCCAUCCUACCCCACUCUGUAGCAUCUGCUUCAUGUCCUGAUUCACCCUAAGCUUCCCUUUGCCUUUAACAUGCCAAAGGGGAAAGCAGCAGGCAGAGACCCUCAGCAAACCAGAGACUCUGUCUGGGGCAGAUUGAUGAAAUAAUUGCCAGGUGCAUGUGUCACAUAGUCUGUGUGCAAAGACUAAGAUGAAUCAUCUGCAUAAUUUUUCCUCUAUUUUUUAAAAAAUUCAUCUUCUGUUAACUGUGAUUUUGCCCAGUUCAGCAAAGUGGUUUGGGAUAAAGUCCAAAUUCAGUCCAUACAGACUUUUUUCAGACAUCCUUAAGGAAAAGUCAAACCCUAAAUAUGUCUGACAAAAAGAAAGAACUGGCAAGUAACCUGCAGACAAAGCUGCUAUGUGUAUAAGGGUCACUGUCUGAACAAUUACUGUCUGUGCAUAGUGAUCCCGGAAAUACCUUCACCAACAGAAGUACCUUCAUGUUACCAUGAGUGCCUAUAUCAGCUGUGGGCUGCCAGUACCACCUGACAUGACCAAAUACAGAAGUUAGGAUGCAGUGCUAUUCUGUUGCUGAAAAAAAAAUUAAAAAGCGUUCUGACAUGUAUGUCACAAGAGUACAUCAGGAUAACAUUUAAAAGGAGCAUUCUGUGAUAUAUUUUAACCACUCUGUGUUGAGUCUGGUUCUGCCCAACCAUAGCAGGUUCUAGUUAAAUCUAAGUCAGGAACAUUUCCAUUGUCAGCUAAAAAAAGUGACCGAAAUGUCCCAAAUCCCUCUAUUUCCCAAAGCACUGUAAUACGUUUAUGAUUACCUGCAGCUUUUUUUGUCCUGGCACAUUAGUAUGAAUAUUACUUCGUAUUUCUCUUUUGCAUUCUUUGUUAUAACUUUGUAUCUGUCAAGUAUGGUAAAAAUUAAAGAUGAUGUAAAUGAAUGUGAUUAUUUUUUACAAAAUGUACAGAUUAUGAUGUUGUAUAGAUUAAUGUGUGUAAAUAGAUUUCAUAAUAGAUUUCAUUCACUAUAGUUUUAUUCUGGUUUAGCUCUUUUGUUCUUUUCUGGUUUCAGUUUUUAAUGUCACAAACCUAACAGCCUUCUCUGAGAUGUUAUAUAUAAAGCUGUGAACAAAUAGGUGUUUACAUCUUUAUGCUGUUACAGAUAAUAAUAGUCAACAACACUAUAAUGGACUGAAGAGGAAUCAGAGAAUAAAAAUUUUGAAAGUUUUGCACAAAAA